Molecule: messenger RNA, 2839 nt
Organism: Trematomus bernacchii (emerald rockcod)
Lineage: Eukaryota; Metazoa; Chordata; Actinopteri; Perciformes; Nototheniidae
Product: monocarboxylate transporter 1-like
Exons: 5
Coding region: 256-1719 (487 amino acids)
Biological process (GO): monocarboxylic acid transport; transmembrane transport
Cellular component (GO): membrane
Molecular function (GO): monocarboxylic acid transmembrane transporter activity
Source: RefSeq, a predicted model, not a curated record
GUGCCUACAGUGUCAUCAUCACCAUUCCAGAAGUUGUCCAGUCUGUGGUCUAUGGUGAUACCCCGAGCUGCUGCUGCUGCUGCUGUUGGAGGACCGACGUUCAGCCAGUCAAUAUCAAGGACACCCCGGGACUCGCCCACUCACAGCCGAACCGAGCCCCACCGGGUCCGGCCGAACCCCCGAACACAGCCCCGGUUUUGAGUCGUGACCUCAGUUCGCCUCCUCCACUCUUCUUCUUCUUCCUCGGCAGCAGACAUGCCUCCAGCGCUGGGUGGGCCUGUGGGCUGCGAGCCUCCUGAAGGGGGCUGGGGCUGGGCGGUGGUGGUGGGCGCCUUCAUCUCCAUCGGCUUCUCCUACGCCUUCCCCAAAUCCAUCACCGUGUUCUUCAAAGAGAUCGAGGUCAUCUUCGACGCCACACCCAGCCAGGUGUCAUGGAUCUCCUCCAUCAUGCUGGCUGUCAUGUACGCUGGAGGUCCAAUCAGCAGCAUCCUCGUGAACAAAUAUGGCAGUCGACCAAUCAUCUUAGUCGGAGGCUGUCUGGCCAGCACCGGGCUCAUCUUGGCGUCAUUCUGCAACACGGUGGGGCAGCUCUACUUCUGCAUAGGAGUAGUGGGAGGUUUGGGUCUAGCGUUUAACUUGAACCCCGCCCUCACCAUGAUCGGUAAAUACUUCUACAAGCGCCGUCCCAUCGCCAACGGCAUCGCCAUGGCGGGCAGCCCGGUGUUCCUCUCCACCCUCGCCCCGCUCAACACCUGGCUGUUCGACCAGUUCGGGUGGAGGGGCAGCUUCCUGAUCCUCGGGGGACUCCUGCUCAACUGCUGCGUGGCCGGCGCCCUCAUGCGGCCCCUCAGACCCUCGCCCCAAAAAGCCAAGCCCGACGCAGAGGCCAGCGAGGUGAAAGCCGCGGAGCCAGUCGCGCCGCAGCAGAAGAAGACCGUCAUGCAGACCAUCAACUCCUUCAUCGACCUGACGCUGUUCCAACACCGCGGCUUCCUGCUCUACCUCAUGGGGAACGUGGUCAUGUUCUUCGGCCUCUUCGCGCCGCUCGUCUUCCUCUCUAACUACGCCAAGAGUAAGGACAUCACCAAAGAGAAGGCGGCCUUCCUGCUGUCCGUGCUGGCCAUCGUGGACAUGGUCGCCCGGCCCUCCAUGGGCAUGCUGGCCAACACCAAGUGGGUCCGGCCCAGGAUUCAGUACUUCUUCGCCACCGCCGUGCUCUAUAACGGCGUGUGCCACGUGCUGGCGCCGCUCUCCGUGGACUACACCGGCUUCGUGGUGUACGCCAUCUUCUUCGGGUUUGCGUUCGGCUGGCUGAGCGCCGUGCUGUUUGAGACGCUGAUGGACCUGGUGGGACCGCAGAGGUUCUCCUCCGCCGUGGGGCUGGUCACCAUCGUGGAGUGUGGGCCGGUGCUGCUCGGACCACCGCUGACAGGAAGUUUCUAUAACUACUACGCGCACUAUGACUACACCUACAUCUCCUCCGGCAUCAUCCUCAUCGUCGCCAGUGUGAUCCUCUUCGUGGGAAUGACCAUCAACUACCGCAUGCUGGCGCGGGAGAAGAAGGAGGAGGAGAGGAGAGAGAGGGACGAGCCUAAGGAGGAGCUCACCGCCAUGUUGGCGCCUCCUUCUCCGUCAAAAUCUGACGAGUUGGCGGAGAAGAAAGCACCAGAGGCCGUCGCGCUGGAGAACGUGGCCAGGAUGGACGAGGACACGGUGUAGAUUUUUUAAUUUUUUAAAACAGACUCAAGAAGGACGCACACGCUUCACAGAAACCGAAACCCACGCCGUUUUUAUAGAGAGGUAAAUCCCUGAAGCCAUAGACACCUAAGUUUAUCUUUGGAAACAGAGACAGCUGCUGUGACGUGAGCUCGCCAAGGAGCUUUCACCGAGUCCUUUUGGCGCCUCUGGUGACCUCGAGUCCUCCAGGAGCUCACAGACUCUAACACACCAGCUAAACGUUAUACGAACACCUGAUAGACGCACAGCAGACAGAAUGACUGUAAGAUAACAUUUUAGGAUACUAAUCUCAGGGUGCCAUUACGGUUUAGAACCUCACACACAAACAUGCAUGAUAUCCACACAAACUUUUUGGUGUAGUUUCCUGGCAUUGCUUCACUCCUGCAGGGCUGGACAUAAAUGAAAGGACACGUUUAUAUCACAGUAGAGCUGUUCAAAAAAUUUACAAUUUGGGAGAAAUACGUCCAGAAGUCAUAUUUUUAACUCUUAGAAACAAAUAAAUGGGAAACUAAGGAGGUUAAAUGUAGGUACAUUGAGAGGUCUGAAGGGUCACACUGAUAGCAGUUUAGGAGCCACUGUUAACGGUGUGCUUGUACUUAAAUGUGUGCACUUUGUGUGUGUGUGUGUGUAGUUUUGUGUCACAGCCUAGAACCGGAGCAGCUCAUCAUGCGUUGCCGUAUUGAUAAAGACACAUUCGAACAAAGCGCUCACACAGUGGCUCCCCGCAGACUCUCCUGCCGAGUGACCGGCACUCACAGUAUUACAUGACAUCUCACACUGUUUUUUUGGGGGGGGGAUAAUGGUUGUGUGUAUUCCAGAUCUAUUGGUUUACAGGGUGUGUGUGUGUAUCUGCCCGGUUGUGCUGCCAAAAUAGGAAAAUACAAUUAUGGAGAUUAUACACAAUCCUAUUUUUUUAUCAUUGUGAAAUAAAGUAGUACCGGAUAGCGUUGUUUUUAAAAUGUGAAUAACACUUUGUAGUUAAAUCAACAAACCUUUGUAAUUUUAAAGAUAAUAUAUGUUAGCUUACUGUUCAAUACAGCGGUGUGUUAGGGCCAUUGUACGUAAAUAAACAGGAAAUAAAUUCAGGUAUUUUUGAAGAUUA